AUGGAGCUGAUACAAAAUCUCAUAAGUGCACCACAAAGUGCAACUGAGCAAGAAGUUAGUGACAAUAUAACAACCGUUGUGGAUCGAUUGGCGCAUGCGACUCUUGUAUCCGACAGACGUGGCGCCGUGUUGGCAUUGAAAAGCUACAGCAGGCAGUACAGAGAAAUUGUCAUUGCGAAAGGCCUAAAACAAUUGUUCUCCACACUCCACCAAGACAGUUUUGAUUUGGAUAUGGUGAAAGCAAUAAUGGAAACCUUGCUAAUCUUGUUCAUUCGUGGCGAAGGAGAUAGCGAUUUGACAAGAAGCUGGAUCAAUUCUCAAUCCCGAGUCAAGAAUGGUAAAUACCCGUCUCCCUCGAUCUUAAUCCAGAAUCUUAAGCCAGAUCAAUUCUCAUUAUGGAUAGCAGAUGAACUAACCCAAGACCUCUCGAACCUAGAAUUACUUAUAGAAAUACUAGAGUUUGAUGAUGUGCAUACCAAGAUAUACUCGCUACAGUUGCUGCAAGCCUUGACAUCUACUAGACCAAAAAGAACACAAGAGCUAUUUCUGAAAUCACCUACAGCAAUAUCCAAGUUGUGUCAGGUUUUAGAUGACCCCUUCGAGCCAAUACGAAAUGAAGCCAUUCUACUUUUGAUGGGAAUUGUAAGGGGCAAUUUCAAUUUACAGAAAUUGGUUGUUUUUGAGAAUGCUUUCGAUAGAUUGUACAGAAUUAUCGACGAUGAAGGUGGAAUUCAAGGCACUAUUGUUGUUCAGGAUUGUCUUUCUCUCAUCACCAACCUUUUAGAAUAUAACUCAUCCAACCAGAAAUAUUUCAUUGAAACUAAUUGUUUUUUCCAGCUUGUGAAAUUGCUCAACCAAUCGUUGUCGGGCAACUCAUUGACAUGGAACACUCAGAGGUUAGAUAAUUUGAUCACCACACUGGAGACGUGCAGAUUAUUUGUCGUUAAAGAUACCCAGGAUAUCGCAAGUGCUCAGGUUGCCAUAGUUGAUAGUGGUAUCAUGCUAUCGUGUUUGAAACUAGUUUUCUCGCUCAACAUUCCAAACCAAGUCAGAGUCACAUCUUUGCUUACUGUGUCUGAUGUAAUCAGAAGCAACAACGACGUUCAGUUCAAGUUUUCUCAAGUCGAUGUUCCGUAUCUGGACCCAAGUUUACCAUCAACUGCUCAAAAAUUUGAGGCGAUUGUACCCAUAACCGUCGCUCUACUUAACUGGUGUUUGCAUGUGAAUUCCGUCCAUUUGUUUGAUAUAAGAGCUGCUGCCCUAGAUACUCUCCACGCUUUUUUCAGAGAUAACACAGAAGCGAAAAUUGCUUUCAUCGAUGAUCAGGUUUACACAUUUAAUUCAUUAAACGGUAUCGAAAACAACAAUGAGUCAUUUGAACUCAAUGAUGCUAAUGCUUCUGUAAAGAAUGAUAACGAGAGUCUAGAAGUGUCAAUAGAUCCCAAUUCCUUAGACUCAAAGAGUAACAUCUUCCAAACUUUAAUCCAAAUGGAAAAUUACAAGUUGAACCCAUAUAAAAUAUGGUUUGCUUCGAUUAUUUUGCUUUACGUAUUUGAAGACUAUCCAGAGGCCAAGCUCAAAGUCAUGGCAAUAACUUUAGGUAAUGAGAAUGACGAUGAAGAUGUCAUUUCUAUUAUAUCCGCUAUUGCACAAGCAUUAUGCACUUCUUUGAAACAGUCCGAUAUUCGUGUUCCAAUUGCCUACCUUAUGCUGCUUUGUAAUUGGUGCUGGGACAAUUACGAAGCUGUUGAUGAAGUAUUAAAAGAUCUUUCUAUAUUGGAUCAGCUAUUGGCUUUUAUUGUUGACUCUGCAAAUGAAAGUGAUCUAGUCCAAGGGCUAAUUUCAUACUUUUUGUCAAUAAUUUAUGAGUUUUCUAGAAAAACAUCACCCAUUUCCAGGUCACAGUUGCACCAGUAUUUAUCCAAAAGAAUAGGUGUGCAUUCAUUCAGUCUAAAAAUCCAACAAUUCGUGAAAGACAAACAUGUUUCAAAUUUCAAAGAGUUAGACUGGCUAAAUCCUACUCGUGACGAAUCGGGACUACCGGAAGUUUAUUUCGAUGGCAUCUUUAUUGAUCAAGUAAGUGAAAAUUCUCAAAGAAUGACACGGGCUAUAGGAAAAGACCCCAUUGUUGAGCCAGCGAGGAAGCUUGAUUUUUUUGCCUACGAAGAGAUUCAGCAAAAGCUGGAAUCACUUACAAGAGAGUACAUUCAAUUUAAAUUAGAUUCCACAGAUAAGUCAAAUAACCAAUUGAAAGAAAUUGAAAAGACCUCAAAGGAUUAUAGUGAACUCACAACCAAGUAUGAAGAACUUCUAAGUGAUAUGGAAUCACUGGAAAUCGAAAAAGAUCAGAUGCUAACUGAUCUUACUGCAUCUGUUGCUGAAGUUACAAAGUUGAAUGGAUUACAGAAAACUCUGGAGUCUCAGAUCAGUGAUCUUUCAAGAAACUUACAAGAAUCAUCAGUCAAGGUCAAAAAUAUAGAGUUGGAAAACAAGCAGCUGAAAGAAAAACUUGAAGUUAUUGAGAAGUCAAAGGUCAAUGCCGAAAAUGGUAUCAAUAAAAUGAGUAGAGAGUUAAUGAAUUUGACUAAGGAAAAAGCUACAAGCGAAAAGCAAGCGAAAUCUUUAGAAAAAGAGUUAAGUUCAUUGAAGCAAAAAUUUGAGAAGGAGGAAGCCAAGCUUGCAGCUAUAAACACACAAAAAGAGAAAAUCGUCAUUGAUCUUGAAAAUCGGCUCAAACUUGCUAAUGCCAACCUCAGUAAAGUUAGAGAGGAAUACAAGAAAGUAAAUGAAACUGUUUUAGCAAAUAACGAAAAGCUUGAAAAAUCCGAGAGAAAUUCAGCAGAGUUAAUGAACAAAUUAAAGACUGCUACAGAAAUAAUUGAAAAAUUGAAAAAUCAAAAAGACUCUACUAAUGUUGAACUAAACGAUUAUAAGGAAAAAAUGAUUCACGAAGUAACCACUUUGAAGUCAUCCUUAGCUACUACCGAAGAAGUAAAGGAGAAUCUGAUCAUGGAAAACAAGAAACUGAAUGAAAAGUUGGAAUCUUUACAAGAAGAGCUGACUACCACUUUUGAGGACUUCACGCUAUUGCAAGAUGAAACUUCGAAAGAAAUUGAUGAGUUGAAUGGAAACAUUACCGUUUUGUCGAAAGAUAUUGAAGCCAGUGAGGAGAAAAACAAGAGUUUGAUCGAUGAAAAUAAAACACUGAAACAACAGGUCGAAAAAAUAAAAGAUUCUAGUGCUAGUGCUGAAAAUCAAAAAAGUGCCGUUUUAAGUGAAUUUGCUCAGUUGAGAGAAGAGAAGGAGAAUAAAAUAAGUGAGCUCAAUUCUCAGCUUGAAAGCUUGAAUAGCGAGCUAGAGAAGUUGAACGUAGCAAAUGAGCUCACAGCAAAAAAACUGGAGGAAUCUGAAAGCUCAAAAACAGAAGAUGUCCGCAAACUAAAAUCUUCUCUGGAUAAUGUCACAAAAAGCCUCAGUGAAAAGACUUCUGAAUUUGAUUCACUUGCGAAAGCCAAUGAGAAAGACAAGACUCGUAUUCUUGAUUUAGAUACUGAGUUGCAGAAAACAAAAAAGUCAUUAGAUAAUUUGAAAAGUGUAACAUCAAGCUCUAUCUCUGAACUGGAAAGCAACAAGAAAGUAAAUCUCUCUAAAAUUCAACAGUUGGAAUCAGAAAAAAAGGAAUUAACGGACCUAGUUAGCAGCAGAGAAAAACUGAUUUCGAAUUUAGAAUCAGAACUGGAAAACCUCAAAGAGUCAAAGAAUUCCGAGAUAAAAACGUUAAGCACAUUGGAAAAAAUGACUCAACAAGAGAUUACUAGGCUUAAUGCACAAAAGAAGAAGCUGGAGGAAACUUUGGCAGAUAAGGCAAAGCUUGUAGAUGAUCUAAAACAACAAGCUGAGUCUAGUGAAAAAGAUCUUGCCCAAAAGAAAUCUGUUUCUAUUGACCUAGAAUUGAAUGUCUCAAAGUUGACUAGGAAGAUUGAGGAACUUGAAGAUGGGAAGAAAAAGCUCUCUGAAGAUAAUAUCUCACAAACGAAACAGCUCAAUGACUUACUAAAUGAUAAAACCGAAAAAUACGAGGAUUGUCAGAAGCGCAACACUGAGCUUGUUGAAAAAUUAAAAAGAAUGGAAGAACAAAUAAAGGAAAUGGUUCCCCACUCCAAACUUGACGAAGCAUUAAUGUUAUGGACAGAGGCGACGGAGAAAAAAGAUAAGUAUAAAGAAAUGCUGAUCAAAUUCAAUCAUGAGAUAGAAGAUAGUGACGAGGAUGAUGAAGAUGAAGAUGAAGAU
Molecule: messenger RNA, 4290 nt
Organism: Pichia membranifaciens NRRL Y-2026
Lineage: Eukaryota; Fungi; Ascomycota; Pichiomycetes; Pichiales; Pichiaceae
Exons: 4
Biological process (GO): endoplasmic reticulum to Golgi vesicle-mediated transport; vesicle fusion with Golgi apparatus; intracellular protein transport
Cellular component (GO): Golgi membrane; cytoplasm; ER to Golgi transport vesicle membrane
Source: RefSeq, a predicted model, not a curated record